This is a messenger RNA of Labeo rohita (rohu), 1112 nucleotides long. Its product is annotated as Ras-related and estrogen-regulated growth inhibitor-like protein. Gene Ontology annotation, molecular function: GTPase activity; GTP binding. Lineage: Eukaryota; Metazoa; Chordata; Actinopteri; Cypriniformes; Cyprinidae. The transcript is spliced from 4 exons. The record is from RefSeq and is a predicted model, not a curated record. Bases 149 to 805 code for a protein of 218 amino acids.
GCGAACAUGCGCACUGCUCUCUGAUUGGUUUAAAGUCGACUUAGCUUUCAUAAGCCCCACCCUCUGCUUUUAUAUAUAGUUAAAGUAGCACGUAGAGCUCACACUUAACACGCGACACUAGAGAUAUUCACAAGGUUCACUUGGUGAAAUGGUUGUUCUGGUCAAACCAAAUCCUCAGUUGGGCAGCAAAGCGAUGGAUGGAAACCAGCACAAAGCUGAGGCCAAUGUUCUGCUUCUUGGAGCAGAAAAUGUUGGGAAGUCAGCUCUCACCGUGCGAUUUCUCACCAGAAGGUUCAUCGGAGAAUAUGGAGAUAUUGAAUCAAUAUACAGUCAUAUUGACAAAACGGAUGGGCGAGGUAUAGCCUUAAACAUUUGGGACUCCCUGUAUCCACAGAGCUGCGAAACAACCGAAUCCAUCAGUGACAAGCAGCUCCAGUGGGCAGACGGUGUGAUCUUGGUCUACAGCAUCUGCGAUCGCUCCAGCUUCGAGGUGGUCCGGCAACAGGUGCAGCUCAUCCGCCAAACUAGGAAGCUGUCUGCAUCUACCCCGAUCAUCAUCGUGGGUAACAAGCGAGACCUGCUGCAUCAGAGAGCCGUGUCGAGCGAGGAGGGCAGACUGUUCGCCCUCUCGGCAGACUGCGGCUUCUUCGAGAUCUCGGCGGCUGAAACCUACCAUGGCGUGCAGCUGGUCUUUCACGAAAUCCUGGACCUCAUCAAGGUGUCCAGAGCACUUAAAAAGGGGAUGGUCGGAAUCAAGGGUAUCGUCAGAAGCGUGUCCGCAGUGUUCGGAAAGAAACGAGAGUGAAGAACUUUUGAAGAUGAUGAGCAAGAUGAAAAUAUGAGGCCCUUGGCAGCCUAGCAUCUAAAUAGCUGAAAACAGGACACCUGGCCUAUGGGUUUUUUGGGGCCAAAGGGAGUCACUUUCGCCCUAUUAAUCUUCAUGGAUGAUGGAAGGAGAAAGAAUAGGACGACAGCAUGUUAAAGAGUUCAGAGCCCAGCUUUGGUGAAGAAAUGUAGAUGGAGUUUGUUAGAGCAAGGCAAUUAAAAAAUGUGCUGAAGAUAUGUGAUCCUGGGUUUUGAUGCAAGGUGGUUACUAGGUAUGUGUACUGAAA